Messenger RNA from Colletotrichum orchidophilum, 1947 nucleotides. RefSeq lists its product as uncharacterized. The coding region runs from base 1 to 1947 and encodes 648 amino acids. The transcript has 5 exons. NCBI's taxonomy places the organism in Eukaryota, Fungi, Ascomycota, Sordariomycetes, Glomerellales, Glomerellaceae. The record is from RefSeq and is a predicted model, not a curated record. Gene Ontology annotation, molecular function: monooxygenase activity; flavin adenine dinucleotide binding.
AUGGCGAAGACACCUUUGCCAGUUAUCGCUGAGGGGACGAUAGAACAUGCCUCCCUGGACGGAGAUAAGCCAACAAAGAUUGCUUUAGAUCUCAUAAAAGAAUUCAAUGCAGCUCUGAAGGCUAAUGACGCGGCUGCUGUGGAAAGCUGCUUCUUCGCGGAACAGGCGUACUGGAAAGACCAGCUGGCUUUUACGUAUCACCUCCGGACAUUUCAACAAGCCGGUGUAAUUGCCAGCAACCUGAUAGAGACCAAAUGUCUCCGGGGACUCGAUCAAUUCAGGCUUGAUGGAGUCGCUAGUUUUGCGCCAGUCACUCCCUCACUCCAAUUCAUCGAUUGCAAUUUCACGUUCCAAACAGUGUCGCCAGCCGCUAUAUGUCACGGCAAACUUCUUCUUUUACCUAUCAAAUCCCAUCGUAGAAACGUGGACUCAGUGACCUGGAAGAUUUGGUUGUUGAGUACCAGACUUGUCGACUACACCUUCCAUCCCGAAAAUCUAAGUCUCUUACGGGGCCCGGCAAAGCAGCUCGGCAUUCUCGACCAGCUCGAAACAGAUGUGAUCAUUAUCGGCGGAGGCAACAGUGCAGUGAGCGUCGCCGCUCGGUUGAAGGCUUUAGGCGUCGAGAGUGUCAUGCUCGAUCGCAACCCCACCCCUGGAGACAACUGGGCUCUUCGAUAUCACGCCAUGAAGUUUCACAUUCCAACAGUGAUCUGCAAUAUGGCGUAUCUGGAGUACGCAAAGGAGCUGCAGUUCCCACAUUUUCUCACCAGGGAGGAGCUAGCAAAUCAGGUCCAGCGAUAUGUGGCCACGUUCAAUCUAAACAUCAUUAACUCGGUCAAAAUCAAGUCGACGACAUACGAUCAAGUCAACAAGGUUUACACAGUGACAUUUAUGACGCCUACGGGUCCGCGUGUCGCUGUAGCUAAGCAUAUUGUUCAAGCAACUGGUAUCGGAUCGCAGAAGCCUCACAUGCCGCUCAUGUCUGAUCCUCAGCUGUAUAAGGGCGUCAGUCUCCAUUCUACUGCCUAUCGUAGCGCCAAAGACUUGAAGAUGCUCGGUGUUAAGUCUGCCCUUGUGAUAGGCUCAGCAAACACAGCUUUUGAUAUCCUCGAGGAUUGCCACGCGGCCGGGCUGAAGACGACAAUGGUCGUUCGGUCCCCGACUUUUGUCUUUCCAGUUGCGUAUAUUUGCGAUCCUGCAGCACACGGAAAUUACGAAAAGCUUGGAGUGGAAGCAGACAAGGAUUCCAUGGCUUUGCCGACCAACAUCGACGCCCAUCUGGUACGAGGGCACUUUUUUCAAUCAGCCUCCCAAGAGCCGGACCGUUAUGCAGCUCUCGCCAAAUCAGGUUUCCCCGUCAUAGACGGCCGUUCGCCAGAGAGUUGUCUGCUAGUCAAUCUCUUCGAGAAGGGCGGAGGACACUAUCUGGAUGUAGGGGGUACAGCGUUGCUCUCGGAUGGCAAGGCAGGUGUCAAGGCUAAUGUCGAACCCGUCGCCUUCACUAGCACCGGUUUACGAUUCUCGGAUGGCAGCACGCUUGAUGCCGAUGCCGUGGUAUGGUGCACGGGAUUCGCCGACCGGGAUGUGCGCAAAUCUGCGGCGGAGAUACUGGGAGCAUCGCCAAUGGAUGAGAUGAACACGCUAUCCGGGGAUGGGGGAUGCGGAAGCAGCGGAAGCCUUGGUCCUCGGGAGAUCGCGGCUCGACUUGACGCGACUUGGGGCGUCGACGCCGAGGGCGAAGUUCGUGGGAUGUGGAAGCGGCAGCUUCGGCUUGAUUACUACUGGAUUAUGGGUGGUGAUACAAGAGUUCAGCGAUGGCAUUCGCGUACUUUGGCACUGCAGAUCAAAGCUGAACUCGCAGGUGUAUUACCUCCGGCAUAUCGGGAUACGCUCGCUCCCAAGUGCCAGUCAUCGACUGGACGGAAGCCCAGAACGAGUCGUCUGUGA